Molecule: messenger RNA, 1170 nt
Organism: Malus domestica (apple)
Lineage: Eukaryota; Viridiplantae; Streptophyta; Magnoliopsida; Rosales; Rosaceae
Source: RefSeq, a predicted model, not a curated record
AUGGCGACGGUCGUCGGAGUUCGAAGGUACUCUUUGUAUUACAUGCAUACUCGAAAGUCUAAGAGCAUUGAUCUAGCUUCCUACGAUCCAGAGAUUGAACGAACAUUUCGAAAGCUUCAGAGAAAAAUCAAGCAAAAGUGUGCAUCGGUGUCUUUACCACCAUCUUCUCCACCACAUUUAAGUUCGGAAGAGGAGGAGGAAACACAAGAAGGCAUGGCUGAUAACCGUACAUUGAGGGAGUUGGCAAUGCCAAAUACGGAUCAACAACCAUUGUGCAUCACAUAUCCAAAUGCAGGAGGAGGAUUUGAGCUUAAGUCCGGCAUGAUUCACUACUUGCCUAAGUUCCAUGGCUUCUCAACAGAGGAUGCCAACAAGCAUCUCAUGGAGUUUCACGUGGUAUGCUCAAGAAUGAGACCAGCAAAUGUGGAUGAGGAGCAAGUCAAGUUGAGGGCAUUCCCAUUUACAUUAGAAGCCAAGGCAAAGGAGUGGCUUUACAAUUUACCUCCGGGAUCAAUGAACACAUGGAACCAGGUGAAGCACGCAUUUUUGGAGCAAUAUUUUCCGGCCACAAAAGCUGCAAGCAUAAGGAAGGACAUAUGUGCAAUCCGACAACAACAUGGAGAGCCCUUUGAAGAUUACUAUGAGCGGUUCACACAUUUGGUUGCAUCUUGUCCUAAUCAUCAAAUUUCAGAGCAUUUACUAAUACAAUACUUUUAUGAGGGAUUGUAUGGUACUUAUCGUGUAAUGCUUGAUGCAGCAAGUGGCAGAGCAUUCAUGGACAAGACGCCUACUAAUGCUAAGGCAUUGCUAAAGAACAUUGCUGGCAACACACGACAAUUUGUAGGGAGAGAUGAGCUACCUUUUAAGAAAGUUAACGAGGUUAUUGUGGCUCCAAAACAGGUGUGUGGUGUAUGUUCAAUGAUGGGACAUGCCACAUACAUGUGCCCUUCGUCGAUGGAUCAAGGUGGUCUUGAGCAAGCUAAUGCAUUAGGAGGAUUUCAAGGGCAACAAAGGCAAAAGUAUGAUCCCUAUUCCAACAAUUAUAAUGCAGGAUGGCGCGAUCAUCCACACUUAAAGUGGAACAAUCAAGACAAUGGACAACAAUCUGUUCCCAACAACUAUAAUCGUCCGCCUGGCUUCUUUCAAGCAAGACUGCAGGCACCAUUUUAG